AUGUCAGCAAUUAUGUACUCAUGCUUCAUGAGAAAGUACCUGAGCAGUUCUGGCCGCGGGUUGGAGCGCGUGUAUCCGAGGUAGAUGAUCCUGUGUGUAUUAGUCAAAGUGCCUUCUGCGCCAGGGCUCGUACAUAGGGAUGUAGGUGUAGUGCAAAGUGACCCUGGAGAACUCGAUGAGGGUAGCAAGACGCUCCCUUGUCUCGUCUGAGAGUCUGAACCAGCUGGCCAUUGGAUGUCGAUGUUGCGUCGAGAGGAUGAAGGGCGAAAAUGUUGAAGAGGACGACGACCAACCAGGUACGACUACUGUACUACUACUCACAGGUAGACACCCAUAGUUGGAGCAGGGGAUCAUGGCGCAGCCCUUCGCCAUCGCAUCGCUCUCUCCCAACAGACCAGCUCUGACUAGCACCGCAUCCACAUCGUCGCCCAAUGCACGCCCAGACAUUUACGCGCGCAACCUACAACGCACGGCAAAGCAAGAAACAUCCCUCUCUGCCCUCGCUUUUCUCUUCUCUGCUCUUGUUCAACAGCUCCAUAAGACAUGCACAGGUGUGCCUGAACUAGAACGGAAACUCGCAGACCACGGGUACCGCGUCGGUGUGCGCGCCCUCGAUCUUUCUUGCUGUCGUGACCCAGCGCGUUCAAGGAAGCGCGAACAUAGACUACUUGGCAUGCUACAGUGGGUCUCAGGGACUCUCUGGAGAUCACUCUUCAAUAAGCCAGCGGAUGCGCUUGAACAGGCCCGCGAUGCGAGUGACGAGUACAUGAUUUAUGACAAUGCACCACUUGUUUGUUCCUUCAUCAGUACACCCAAGGAGUUGGGUGCUCUCUCUUGUGCAGCUUUUAUUGCUGGCAUCCUGGAGGGCUGUCUCGAUGCUGCUGGUUUCCCUUGCAGCGUGACAGCUCAUGCAGCAGCAACGCCAGAGUUGCCAUUGAAGAGCGUCUUCCUCAUCAAACUCGAUGCUUCCGUCAUGCAGCGGGAGGCCUUCUUGAGCUAAAAAUCAUGAUGAAGCAUGCAAUGAGGACAACUUGUGGUCUACAUCUAGCUACAACAAAAUUCAAGCAGCUUUUUCUGCUGGUGCACCUUCAGAAAAGACAUCCACAUACCGACCCUUGGCGCGCGGCUUGCGUCUGUUUGGCAUCGUUGCACUCCCACGCAAAGGCAUAUCGUCUUCCUCCCCAACAGCUGUUGACGGCGGUGUCCCACCCCCGGGAGGACCAGCACC
Protomyces lactucae-debilis is the source of this 1228-nucleotide messenger RNA. RefSeq names its product transport protein particle subunit trs31. NCBI's taxonomy places the organism in Eukaryota, Fungi, Ascomycota, Taphrinomycetes, Taphrinales, Protomycetaceae. The transcript has a single exon. Gene Ontology annotation, cellular component: TRAPPIII protein complex; TRAPPII protein complex; TRAPPI protein complex. The coding region runs from base 353 to 1000 and encodes 215 amino acids. The record is from RefSeq and is a predicted model, not a curated record. Gene Ontology annotation, biological process: endoplasmic reticulum to Golgi vesicle-mediated transport.